AUGUGUGUUAGGAAGGAGGAUCAGACAUCUUUUGAGCCAGUGCGACCAGCAAGACACAGCAAUUGUAUAUUGGUUUUUAUCCGACUAUUCUUCCGCAUUGUCCUGAAAGAAGUGUCACGGAUGCUGGCAAAUGUUGGGACGUUUCGGCUACAGCCGGCCAGAAGUACCGGCUCGGAUAGCGGUGCCGACAUUUCUCCGAGCGAACCCCAGGCCCGAUCCCGGUGUGCCAAGCUCGGCGACGACGAAAGGUCCCUCGUUCAACCAUUUGGAACUAGAUAUCUGGAUUGUACAUUGCAUUCUACAUAA
Aspergillus luchuensis is the source of this 306-nucleotide messenger RNA. RefSeq lists its product as uncharacterized. Bases 1 to 306 code for a protein of 101 amino acids. The transcript has a single exon. Lineage: Eukaryota; Fungi; Ascomycota; Eurotiomycetes; Eurotiales; Aspergillaceae. The record is from RefSeq and is a predicted model, not a curated record.